AUGACCGUAAUCGCCCGCGACGAUAUCAUUGAAGUCGCCGUGACGCUCGUGGACAAAUUAGUCGAGGAAUACUUUAUUGGUGUCAGGAUCGAAGUUGCAGGUAUAUUGGAUGAAGUCAUGCUUGAAGAAGUACUGGUUGAUAAGACGCUUGAAGACCAACCCAUCGAAGAAAUUGACGUGCUGGGUGUGGGGAUUGAAUUUGCAGAUAUAGUGCCUGAAGCGGUCAUGCUCAAGGAGACUGUGGUUGAAGUCAUUGACGUUAAAGUAAUUGAUGAGAUCAGUGAAGAAGUCAUCGUGACCGUGGAAGUGGGGAUCGAACCAUCUGGGGGAUUCAGCGUAGAUGUGAUCGCAGUGGUGGUUGAAGCCGUCGUGAUUGAAGAAGCUGUGCAGUUUCCCCAGGAACAGUGA
Molecule: messenger RNA, 408 nt
Organism: Rhinocladiella mackenziei CBS 650.93
Lineage: Eukaryota; Fungi; Ascomycota; Eurotiomycetes; Chaetothyriales; Herpotrichiellaceae
Exons: 2
Coding region: 1-408 (135 amino acids)
Source: RefSeq, a predicted model, not a curated record